Messenger RNA from Anopheles funestus (African malaria mosquito), 5660 nucleotides. RefSeq names its product importin-4-like. Gene Ontology annotation, molecular function: nuclear import signal receptor activity; small GTPase binding. Gene Ontology annotation, biological process: protein import into nucleus. Gene Ontology annotation, cellular component: nucleus; cytoplasm. The record is from RefSeq and is a predicted model, not a curated record. The transcript is spliced from 6 exons. The coding region runs from base 318 to 3605 and encodes 1095 amino acids. NCBI's taxonomy places the organism in Eukaryota, Metazoa, Arthropoda, Insecta, Diptera, Culicidae.
CCGUAAAAAGUUCAGUCCUCUGCAUGAUCUUUGCGCUCGCUGAAAGAAGUGUGCAUAUAUUUGCCGUUUCUGAAACACGCAGAUUCUGGCACGCUGGUGAUCGAAGCUACCAUUGAACAAAGUAUUGCAUUUGGUGAGAAAACGUGCUGUGCCAAGGGUUCCUUUGUUGUAUUCAUUUAGCUGGAUUACAUAUACUGUGUAUAGCAGCGAAUACGGAACAGCGAUAAAACAAAGAAAGGGGUAUCCGUGCGAAGUUUUUCCCGGCCUUUAAAGUGAAUAGCACCACCUGAACUUGUCCCGGUGAAAUUCAGAUCAAAAUGGAACACAUUAUUAAAAACCUUCUCGUGGCGGACAACGAGUUGAUCCAACAAGCAUCUGCUGAUCUAAAGGAAGCUUUCAAGAAACCGGAAACGAUUCCACAGCUCUGCGAAAUAUGUGUCACCAAUACCGACGCUCAGGUGCGGCAGUACGCUGCAAUGCUGUUGAAAAAACAACUGGGUAAACUGCGUGCGUGGCGAGAAGUACCGGCCGAAACUCAAGCCCUCAUCAAGAAAGGUAUGCUGGAGGCUAUCGUGAACGAAUCGGAAAAAUCCGUAAGAAAUGCAAUUACCGGAUUCGUCGGUGUGCUAGUGAAGCAUGAGGCCGAAAAAGAGGACGGCUGGAUGGGCGAGGUAUUAAAGUUUAUGUUCGAAAGCACCAGCUCGAGCGAUCCGAAGCUAAGCGAACUUGGUUCGUCCGUAUUUGCCACAUUGACCGAUGUGGCUCCGGACCAAUUCAUGCCGCACAUUGAGAUGGUUUGCCAGCUUUUCUCCACGGCACUGAUGGCAACGGAAGCUGGUGGCAAUAUGGCUACGCCUGUUAUCUACAACAUUUUGCUUGGCAUGUCCCACCUGGUCCCGUUCAUUCCGGGUCGGCAAGAGAUAGAACAGACCUACCAAGACUCAAUACCGUACGUGCUGAAAGCUCUGGGCGCAUUCGCCGAGCAGGAUUCGUACAAGUUUAUCGAAGCGUUCGACAUAUUGGAAAAUCUAGCCGAAGAAUCAUCGCGCACGCUUUCACCGCAUAUGAAGCUGCUGAUCGACUUCUGCUUGCAGUUGGCCGGUAACAUACAGCUGGACGAUUCGGUACGAGUGAAAACUAUCACCUUCAUCGGAUGGUUGGUACGAUUGAAGAAAAAAAUGAUCAUCAAACAGAAGCUCGUGGAACCGAUCGUGAAUGCCCUGUUUGCACUGAUGAGUGUGGCGCCGGAAGUGGAAGAUGAGGAUGAGGAAUAUUUCGGUAGCAACGAGGUCUCAACACCCAGCACCUGUGCCACUCAAUCACUCGAUGUGCUCGCAUUGCACAUUCCACCGAAACAGCUGUUUCCACCGCUGAUGGCAUUACUCGAACCGGCUCUUGCCGGUAAUGACCCGCUGCCAAAGAAAGCCGCCUAUCUUUCCAUCGCAGUCAUUGCCGAGGGUUGCUCCGAACACAUUUGUAGUAAAUAUUUGCGAGUACUGGUAGAUGUGAUUAAACGUGGCAUCACCGAUGAGAACGUAAUGAUUCGUAAUGCUGCACUGUUUGCGCUUGGGCAGUUCUCUGAGCAUUUGCAGCCAGAAAUUUCGCAACAUGCGGAUGAAAUUUUGCCAAUUUUGUUCGAAUUUCUGCAACAACUGUGCCUGCAGAUCCGUUCCGGUGGUAAGGAACCACCACACAUCGAUCGGGUGUUCUACGCCCUAGAGACGACGUGCGAAAAUUUGGAAGAUCAGGUGACACCAUAUUUGCCGAUGUUGAUGGAGCGUCUCUUUGAGUCGUUGGAUUCCCGCAACAGUGUCCAUCUGCGUGAACUUUCGCUAACAACAAUUGCUGCGACGGCAAGCGCGGCGAAAGAGCACAUGUUGCCAUACUUUCCGAGAUUGAUCGAUUGUUUGAAGCUGUAUUUGGUGAAAACAGAUGAGGAAGACAUUUGCACAUUGCGCCCACAGGCAAUAGACACGUUUGCGGCAUUGGUACGAACGAUUGGACGGGAUAAUUUCCUUCCCCUGGCUGUGGAUACACUUAACAUGGGUUUAACAAUGAUGGAUGAAUCAAACGAUCCGGAUCUCCGUCGCAGUUGUUAUAAUCUGUUCGCCUCGAUGGCAUCAUCGGUUAAGGAGGAUAUGUCGGGAUCGUUAAACAAGAUCGUCGAGACGAUGCUGGAAAGUGUGCGUAGUUCGGAAGGAAUCGUACCGACCUUCAAAGAUGGUGCCGGAGAUGACAUGCCCAUUCUGCCAAACGGUGGAGGUACAAACGGUUCCGGCGAUGGUGACGAUGAGGACGAAGAGUUCGAUAUAGAGAAUUCCGUCGACGACGAAGAAGAGGACGAAGAAGACAUCGCAGGUUAUAGUAUCGAGAAUGCAUACAUGGAUGAAAAAGAGGAAGCCAUCCUAGCACUGAUGGAAUUCGCGGAACAUACGGGGCCAGCUUUUGCUCCCUUCAUUCAGACAGCUUUCGAAGAAAUUUACAAGCUAUUGAAUCACCCAAACGAGGACAUUCGGAAGGCGUCGAUCGAUGCGGUGAAGCAGUUUGUGGUUGCGCUACAUCAGUUGGGCAACAUGGAAGGAGUGCAUCAAACGAUCUUAAUUUUGGUACCGAAGCUAAGCGAAAUCAUUCGUACCGAUGAAGAGCGCACGGUGGUCAUGUCGGCGUUGGAUGGGUUUAGUGACAUUCUGCAGGAAGUCGGGGCAGCCACAUUCCAAGCAGAUGGACAGAAGGAUGCCGUAUUUAAUUGCAUUGUGGACGUGUUGAAUGGGAAAGUGGCCUGCCAGUUCGAUGAACCGGUCGACGAAGAGCAGGAAGAGAGCGAAUAUGAUGAGGCCAUUCUCGAAUCAGCUGGUGACAUCCUGCCCAAGUUUGGUCGCGCCCUACAGGCGGAAGAAUUUGCCGUUUACUUUGGACGGGUGUGGCCAUAUUUCAUACAGAAAAUUGAAAAAUCGAAGCAAAAGGACGAAUCCAGCGACUCGCAGCGUGCCUUUGCGAUUGGUGUGCUAGCGGAAUGUUUUGAGGGGCUGAAAGAGUACACGCGUAACUGGAUCGAUUCACUGUUGCCAAUCUUUCUGUCUGGCGUGCAGGAUCGUAACAAUGAGGUACGCAGCAACACGGUUUACGGACUGGGAGAGAUGGUCAAGCACGGAAAGGAAUGCACUUUCGGCCACUAUCCACAAAUUAUGGCAGCUCUCUCACAGCUCGUAUCCAAAGAACAACAUGCCGGCACGUUGGACAAUCUUUGCGGUGCUCUAGCUCGACUCAUCAUCACCAAUUGCAGUCUGGUUCCGCUCAAAAGUGUGCUCCCCGUGUUUGUGGAAUAUCUUCCUUUGCGUGAAGAUUUCACCGAAAAUCUGGCCGUGUUCCAGUGCCUUGAUCUGCUGUACCGACAGGGUGAUGAAAACUUAGUUCCGGCUUUGUGCCGUGUUCUGGUUGUAGGUUUACAGGUGCUUUAUAAGAAGGAACACGACACGGAAGAAUGUCGUGAGUUGGUUCAUAAUCUGGUCAAGCAAAUCAGCAAAGACUUCCCGGACAAGUUCAGCGAGGUGAUCCGCAGCAGCGCUGAGGUUGCAGAAUUUGUGCAAACGCUUUCGCUGCAGUAGAAGUUAGCGAAGCCGCAUUUUAUGCGCAAACUGUUCGUAACUUACAUCAAUCCAUAUCUAUUGCAUAAUACAUGCAUGAAGCGAGAUAUUAACAAGUAAAAAAUGGAGAAUCAGUAGAACGAAAGCAAUAGUACGAGGAAGUCGCAGUUUUUCUUCGUUGCGAGCAUGAUUUCGUCUGAAAUAGGAUUGAUUAAACGAAUCGUGUUUUCGGUAGGAAAGGAAAGCGAGUAAAGCAGAAUAGAAUGAUGUAACGAGCAUUAGAUAAAGCCAUCCAAACAAAAACUGCAUAAAUGUGAUGGGUAAACGGCUCAUGCGAAAUUAAGGCUGUGGUUUGCUCUCCCACUUUCGUAAUGAAAAUUUUUGGUUAUCUUUGCCCCCUAUAUCGAGACGAUGUUUUCGCGUGGCCUAGUAUACAAAGACUUGAACUAUCAACAUGAAUCACUCAUUAAAACACCUAUAGAAGCUUCAAUCGUACAGAAGGACAGAACCGCCGUUAAACUAAUCCGUCUAGUAAAUUGUUGCAAUUAAACCCACAGAAGAUAGUAAACUAACCGACGUUUUGAAGUGUGUUACGCCAUAACACUAGCAUGUUGCUUAAAUUAUAUUUUAAUUUUUUUAUACUUCAUACAUGUGCAAAAACGAUUUGUACAAGCAUUUGUUGGGUUCCUUUUGUCUUAUAAAGUUUCCUAUGUUAUACAUCUCGGUCGUUCAUGUUCGGGCAAGUUCCUUAUGCAAAAACGAUUUUCCCUUGCGCGAGGCGAAGGGUAAAUGCUACACAGCAUGGUUUUGUGUUUCUUUACUAACUAUACAAUUUAUCUAUCAAUCGUAUCAUACACACGUAUAGUAUAUAAGUUCGUCCAAGACGAUAUUUUUUUUAAUAGAAGAUGCGUAUUGGAAUGUUCAUUGGUUUGCACUAAACGCAGCUGGGUGUUGGGUGGGAUCGGUACCACCAAACGAAUAAGUCAUUUACUACAUUACUGAAUGUUCCUUUUUGUUUCAUGAUUUUUUUCAAUGAAUUAUUGCGAACGUAAUGUUCAGUUCGGCUAGACAGAAAUGUCUUAUAUAAUUUUGCUUACUUCGUAACAUAAUAUGUAGUGAUACAACCUAAGCGUACGAUAAUAUUCCUCAAAUGUGUCCCUCCCCUCCCCCUCACGAUCUGCAUUUAUAAAUACACUAUAAGAUAACUCAGCAUAGUUUACAGGGGAAUAUUUGAAUUCCCGAAAAGGCGCACUACAACACCAUCACGCUCAACGUGUAUGGAUAGAACUUCCCAACGUCUGUCGUGUUCUUUUUACUUGCACACGGUCCCAAUAAAUCAGCUACGUCCAUGCCAGGAAAAAAACAGUCGAAGCGAAAUGAAUUCGAUCAAAGGUUAAGCGAGCCGCAAAGAACUGUAAACAGACCUGUAUACAAUAGCACCAUCAUACAUUCGCCUACACGCUCAAACAGCUAGGUACAACUGCAUCUACAUACAACUGCAAUAUUGCAAUAGUAGUUCUCUAUAGUAAAGUAACCGUUACUAGACUUGUUGUGUAAUGCUUGAUUUUUUAAUGGUUAGUAUGUGAUAAUAUACUCCCACCAUGUUUGGGAAACGCCAGAACUGGCGGAUUCGUGAAUGAAAAUAGUAGAAAAACGGUAAAGAAGAUGGUAGUCAUCGGCAGUGAGUAGUUUCAGCCAAAAGCCCAAAAUGUUAGUAAGAAGGCGACGUGAGCAAAUAGCAAAUAGCUCUUCUUGUUCUGAGUAAAUGCAGGAAAUGGAAAGGAUAGUUAAAUGAUGCUGGAGAAAAAUAGUUCACGAAAAUGGUCAAAAAGCGUGCGACUAACAUCUCAGACACAUUGUGGAAAAGUGUGUUACAGUGCUUUACUGAUAUUUAUAACAUGUGUCUGUUUAUUUAUCAUCUAUGAACAACUACUAACACAAUGAUUAAUUUCAAAUUAUACUUCUCAGUAUGUCGUGUUCUAGGAUGAGUGUUUGAUUACUUCCUAACUGAGCGAUGACAAUAAUUACUUUCGCAGGCAUGGAAAAAGUCAAUAAAGAAACAAAAAUUACAACAUA